UCCAGCACGUCUGGUAGUGGGCAGGACAAGGAAACAUCUCUGCUCCAGAAAUUAUUUCAUGGCUGCUUAGAAGUUGAGACUGAAUGUGGGAGCUGUGGUACAUUAUCAGAUACAUCUGUAAUCUACCAGACCAUUUCUGUACCAACUGAGGGGGUCGAUACGCUUGCAGAAGCUCUGGAAAUGUACCUGAAUAAACCCCUGAAAUUCGACAUUGAUGCCGCCCACAGAUGUCAAAAAUGCAGGAAAAUCCAACCCGGGAUCAAUAAUGUUACACUUGGCCAAAACCCAAAGGUGCUGGUUUUUAAGCUGUUCUCAGAUGAUUGUGAACCAAACAAGCAUGUGGAGUAUCCGGAGAAGCUGGACAUCAGACCAUUCAUGUGUCAGUGCAGUGGGAGGAGAGAUAUCUACGAGCUUUAUGGCAUCGUGGCUUGUUCUGCUCCUAACUCACAGCACCCACAGCACUGUUACAGCUACAUCAAGGCCGGUGAUGGACAGUGGUACGAGCUGAACGAUACAUCAGUGACGGCCAGUGAUAAAAGUUCAGCACUGAGCCAACUGGUCUACAUGCUGUUCUACAUCAGCUAAAAGAAUAAAGCUGGUUAGGUCAAUCAGCAAGCAAAACAAAGCGCAAGAUGCUGGGUGUGGCUGAUGAUAGAAUGAAGCUGGGCUGAACCGACAGGAGCCGAGUGACCAUCAGCUCUAGUGAGCUCAUGAACAACUAAGCUGGAGGGAUGAAAAGGCCGAGGUCAACGAGUCUUCCAGCCAGACGAGCUUAACUUGAGCUUACCUCAAUUCAUCAUCAAGGUUAUAAAGAAAGAGUUUCCAGUGUAGUAAGUGAUUUGUGUAACGUGUGUUGUUUUUAACCACCUAAGGUAAGAACUAACCUGCCCAGUGGGAAUCCUUCCAUUAAUUUUAAAGAGGUUCCUUAACAGUAAAAUUGAACUUCUAUUCAGUUCAUAUUUAAAUCUUAUCUUGUUAUUUAUGCCUAGACUCACAAAAGAUCUACCGGAUAGAAUAAAGUCAUCUACAGCGGUAACUGAAGCAGGAUCUCGUUUUGUUGUUGAAGAGAUGUGUGCGAUAAAUUUCUGUUUCAUUGCAGACAGGUUCUUCAGGAGGACGAGGUGAACACGCCGAUAGUGAACGUACAGCGUUUAAAUAAAACCUGCGGCGUCUUUCUACAUGGUGUGUACGGCGUUAGGUGACAUCGCAGGCAGCCAGGCUGAGAUCCCGACAAGAACUCUGGAGAACAUCCUGCUAUUUUAAUACACAUGUACAUUAAUGUGACUGUUAUUUUUUACUGCAAUACAUUCAUAAUAUAAUGUAGUUUUAUGUACUAAAUUCUAAAUAAAGAUGUAUAUGAAAUAUA
Molecule: messenger RNA, 1366 nt
Organism: Trichomycterus rosablanca
Lineage: Eukaryota; Metazoa; Chordata; Actinopteri; Siluriformes; Trichomycteridae
Product: ubiquitin carboxyl-terminal hydrolase 17-like protein 6
Exons: 10
Coding region: 181-585 (134 amino acids)
Biological process (GO): protein deubiquitination; regulation of apoptotic process
Cellular component (GO): nucleus; cytosol
Molecular function (GO): cysteine-type deubiquitinase activity
Source: RefSeq, a predicted model, not a curated record